Molecule: messenger RNA, 1896 nt
Organism: Gavia stellata (red-throated loon)
Lineage: Eukaryota; Metazoa; Chordata; Aves; Gaviiformes; Gaviidae
Gene: DNAJC15
Product: DnaJ heat shock protein family (Hsp40) member C15
Exons: 6
Coding region: 35-481 (148 amino acids)
Biological process (GO): protein import into mitochondrial matrix
Cellular component (GO): PAM complex, Tim23 associated import motor
Molecular function (GO): ATPase activator activity
Source: RefSeq, a predicted model, not a curated record
ACGACCUGUAGCGCUUUUCCUUCCCCCCUCCAUCAUGGAAGGCUCCGCGGCCUCCUCCGAGGGCCUGCGCUAUGCCGAGUACGCCAGGAUCCCUACGGGCGCCGGCAGGGGCCAAGCCGAGCUGGACCGAGGGCUGGCCAGAACUAUGAUAGCUGUUGGACUUGGUGUUGCAACUGUUGCAUUUGCAGGUCGUUAUGCUUUCCACCUUUGGAAACCAUUGGAGCAGGCAAUUGCAGAGACAGCAAAGCGGAUUUCAACUUCUAGUCUUUCAUCAUACUAUAAAGGAGGAUUUGAACAGAAAAUGAGUAGGCGAGAAGCUAGUCUUAUUUUAGGUGUAAGUCCAUCUGCUGGCAAGGCCAAAAUCAGAACAGCCCAUAGAAGAAUCAUGAUUUUGAAUCAUCCUGAUAAAGGUGGAUCACCUUACUUAGCAACAAAAAUAAACGAAGCAAAAGACUUGUUGGAAUCCACUGCCAAAAACUGAAAUCCAAAGCCUCGGGUCAUAAGAAAUUCAGCAGAUACAUUGUGCAACAGCUUUCAUAUCUACUUGCUCUGCACACUUUCUUAACACUGCAUUGAUUGUUGCUAUUUAUUGUCAUAAUUAAAAUUUUAAGAUUAUUUAAAAGCAAACUGAAAUAUUUUACAGUUAUGUGAAGUUAUGUACAGUUAUGCUCCUGCAAGGAGCCGGGAGUUGGACUCGAUGAUCCUUAUGGGUCCCUUCCAACUUGAGAUAGUCUAUGAUUCUGUGUAUCAAUUUUAGUGUAUUUUUACUGAAUUAUGAUCCGUUACAAGCUUUGAAAAUGUUCUCCUACUGUCUGUGUUUUUCUUCAGAAGUAGUUCCUUCUUUCAUUGAACUUUUGGAGCUUUUUAAAAUUUAAAAAAUAGUCUUAAAUAUAGGGGGUUUUUUUCUUCAUUGAUGAAGACUUGACCGUUGCCGGAAAAUCUGUGACAAUGCAUUGAAUCACAGGAAGUAUGGCAGACCCCAUACAGCAAGUUUUCAGCAUCACCUUGCACUUGAAUCUGUUCAUUUGUGAAAUAGUAGGGUUCAUUCAUGAGUGCAGUUUGAGAGGUGCAACUCAGAACAAAAUGACUAACAGGACUACAGACUGCAGUUUCCAUUAGCUGUAUCUAUGGGGCUUGGAGAUAUGAAGGAAGAGUCUUGAUUUUGGCUAGGUUCUUUUGCAUAUUAAAAGAUCUCUGAAAUUGUCAAGUAAUUAUUUGGACACGCUUUUACUUCAAGUCACAGAGUACGUUUACUCUGUAGCAGCUGGGGUGGUGCAGGGGUUUUCAUGGCAGUGGGACUGAAGAAGGUAGGUCCACGUGGCAUGGAUUUUAUAGGCUGCGGUUGUCUAGGUCAGUCCAGUCAUGUCAGCCUGGUGUAGGACUGAUAUAGCAGGGAACAGACAGGACUGUACGCCUGAUGAUAGUCACUUUGCUUAUGGCUCUGGGUGGACUUACUGGGUUAGAUCUCCAGUAAUUCUCACAUCUCUGCAUUAUGCUCCAUUUCCUCAAGUAUCAUACACACCUCCUUGUAUAGCACCCUAGCAACCUGGUCCUGGCUUCGGGGAAUACUGAAGCCAUGGAUCUCUGGCUUUAAAGAGAACACAUUUUAAUGGACAGCUGAGAGUAGAUGCUAUUUGGGGCCCUUGGCUGCUGCAAAGUCCUACCAGUAAGUUGGCUGCAGAUGAAUUAACUCUCCUAAGAGGAUAAUGAUGAGAUGAGACACUCUAGUGGUGUGCUGGUUUUGGCUGGGAUGGGGUUAACUUUCUUCAUAGCAGCUAGUAUGGGGCUGUGUUUUGGAUUGUAUGGGGCUGUGUUUUGGAUUUGGGCUGGAAACAAUGUUGAUAAAGCAGGAAUGUUUUAGUUACUGCUGAGCAGGGCUCACACAGCACCAAGGCC